CGCCCACACCGUGCUCCUCCUCGCCCUCCCCAGGACUCCGUCCCCUCCCCCUUCCCCGGGACACCCCUCUUCUGUCUGGUGUGGCCAUGGUGCCCUGGGUUUAGGAACUCUGGCAGUUCCACCCGGGCAGUGGGGGAUGCUGGGAGGGUGCUCAGAUAUGGAUCAGAAACUGUCCCAGCUGGUAGAAGAGCUCACAACUUCGGGGGAACCCCAGCUGAAUCCUGAGAAAAUGAAGGAACUGAAGAAAAUUUGCAAGUCUUCAGAGGAGCAGCUCAGCCAUGCCUACCACCUGCUCACGGGGCCCCAGCUGAGCCAGGACCACGCCGAGAUCCGCCUCUCCGCAUUCCAGGCCAUAGACGAGCUCUUCGCCCGGUCCCAUCAGUUCAGGAUGCUGUUGUUUCCAACUUUCAGGAGUUUCUGGAGCUCACACUGGGGCACUGACCACGAGCAGCCCCUGCCGCCUCCCAGGGAGGUGGCUCAGAGGCUGCGGCAGGCUGCCACCCGGGCCAUCCAAGGGUGGCAUGAGAAGUACGGUGCGGCCUACAAGAAGCUCUCCUUGGGCUACCACUUCUUAAGACACAGCAAACAGGUGGAUUUUCAGGACGUGAGCGCGCGGACUCUGGCAGAAAGAAAGCGGGAGGAGGAGAAGCAGAAGCGCUUGGAUAGAAUCUACAGGGAGAGGUCUGAGCAGGCCAUCAGGGACAUGGAGGAAAUGUCCGCGGACAUCCGGUGCUGCCUCACGGAGGUGGAGAGCUGCUUCAGGCUGCUGGUGCCACUGGACUUUGCCGCAGACCUGAGCGCCUCGUUGCCCAUGGGGGUCUCCAGUGUGUCUGAGCAGAGUGCCCCUUGCCAGGCCGGCGCUAGGAAUCAUGGGGACGAGGAGCAGCCCUGCUGUAGCAAGACCCUGCUCGCCUGUGCCGGCCAUCCGGAGGCCGGCAGUGGGGAGGGGCCGCCCCGGGGGGCCACAGGGGCCGAGGAGGAGGAAGACAGCGACAGCGAUGAGGAAGGGUUUGUGCGGCGCCACGGGCUGGGUUCCCACAAGUACACACUAGACGUGGAGCUCUCCUCAGACAACCUGAGGGUGCGUGAGGACGAAGACAAUCACGCUGUCAUCCACUCCGCCCGGGACGCGCUCAAGCUUAUCCAAAACACCUUCCUGCCAGCUGUGUGCUCCUGGGUCCAGAUAUUCACCCGCGCAGGGAUCCACGGUGGGCACCUGGAAGCUGCCAUCGACCUGAAGAUGGAACUGGAAAGGGCCCUGAGGCAAUUGGGAGAGCUGGACAUCCAGCCUGAGGAAGGGCGCUGGAGGGAGGUGGCAGCCCCAGGGAACAGGGCUGAGGCUGAGGACGAGGAUGAUGGGGACUUCAUCGAGGUCCCAGAGAAGGAGGGGUAUGAGGCCUGCAUCCCCGACCACCUGUGGCCGGAGUGUGGGCUGGAGAAAGACCCAGCUGCACGGGGCUUGCAGGCAAGGAAGAAGGCGAGGAGGGAUGAGGAGGCACGUGACCCCACCUCUGCUGCUGCCCAGCUGCAUCAGCUGCGUGGACGCUUGCCCCCUCCCCCGAGCCCCAGGGCACCUGUGGGACCGGAGGAGGCUGGGAAGCUGGCAGCAGAGUGGGCCCGGGCGCCUGUCGUGCCCUUUGGGGCGGACCUGUGCUACUGGGGCCAGGAGCAGCCGAUGGCUGGGAAGAUCCUCAAGUGUGACUCUGAGCACCGCUUCUGGAAGCCCAGUGAGGUGGACACGGAAGUGCUCAGCACCACCGUCUCAGAGAUGCUGCAGAACCGCUGCAUCACCUUUGCGGGGAAGUUCGAGCCCGUGCAGCACCGGUGCCGCGCCCCAAGGCCCGAUGGCCGGCUCUGCGAGCGUCAGGACCGGCUGAAGUGCCCUUUCCAUGGGAAGAUCAUCCCCAGAGAUGAGGCGGGCCGGCCCCUCCACCCGGAGGAUAGGGCCUGGGAACAGAGGCAGCAGCUGCAGAGACAAGCAGGGCAUGCAGGUUGGCAGGACCCCGAGUUUAUGAGAGAUGUGGAGGCUGCCACGGGAGUGGACCUUGGCUCAUCUAGGUCCAGCGGGAGAGGCAAGGGCAAGAGGAGGAGGCACCCUGGCCUCACCGACCUGAAGCAGCAGGCCAACACCGCCCGUGCACGCAUCGCCAAGAAGGUGUUUGCUAAGGCCGCUGUGCAGAGGGUGGUCACAGCCAUGAAUCAGAUGGACCGGAAGAAGCAUGAGAAGUUUGCAAACCAGUUUAACUAUGCACUGACUUAGAGGGCCAGCCUGGGUGUGUGUGGUCCCCUCUGGUUGUCUGCUCUUCCCUCGGCCAGGGCACCAGGAUCGGAGCGCAGACACAGGACUGAGCUGUAACCACAGCCACUGUUGUUAUAUGUGUGUUUCGUGUGAGGAAAGAGUGUGUAUUCUAGUCACAGUGCCCCAGAGGUAUGGACUCCCCCUGCCCUGGGGAGCCACAGCCAUCCGGGUUAUGGGUCUGGCCCGCCUGAGAGCCUGGAGGUGACAUGGGCAGCGUGGCUCAGUGGGGCAUCUUGCAAAGCCUGUACCCAUGUCACCCCAAGCCCCACUUCCCCGCCUUUUCCCUGGGCAGUAGGAGGGACUCGGGGGAGACUCUAGGAACCCUCACACUUUUAUGUAAACACUUUUUUUUUAAGACAAGCUGGGAAGUGAACCGUUCAGCGUCGCAGCUUGCAUUUCCAGCUCACAGAGCGUUUUGGUGAUGGUUCUGCAUUAGAAUGUCAACAACUACCUCUCUGCUUUUGUGUUUUUCAAAAAAUAGCUUUAUACUCCCACACCCUAGGAUUCACCCUUUCAAAGUGUACCACUUAAGUGUGGCAUGAAGUGCGUUGUACAACCUGGACCACCUGGUUCCAGAACUUUCCAUCACCCCAGAAGAAAGCCUGUCCCUGUUAGCAGUCACUCCCCUAUUCCUUCCUCCAGCCCCUGGCCCUUCCUGAUUUGUUUGUGGCUUUGUCCUUUCUGGGUGGACAGCAUCCUAGCAACACGUGGCCUUUCGUGUCUGGUUAGUCCACUUAGCACAGUGUCUCCUGGGUUCUUCCAUGUUGUGGAAUGUGUCAGAGCCCUGGGCCCUUUUACUGCCCACUGAUGACACCGAAGUGUGGGCACAGCACGCUGUUUAUCUGUUUAUCACAGACAUUUGGGUUGUUCUCACACUGUUUGGCUAUGAUGAGCGAUGCUUCUGUGAACGUGUGUGCAAGUCUUGUGUGGACAUAGAUUUUCAUUUCUUUGAGGUUUAUGCCCAGAAGUGGAAUCGCUAGCUCUCUUGGCAACUCUGUGUUUAACUUGUUGGUGAACCACCAGACUUGCACAGCAGUUGCACCAUUUGACUUACAUUCACACCACAGUGCGUGAGGGUUCCAGUUCCUCUGUGUUUUUGCCAACACGUUAUCUGUGUUUCAUCUUAGCCAUCUUGGUAUGAAAUGGUAUCUUUUAUUUUUUUUUUAAAUGUUAUUUAUUUGAGAGAACAUGAGAGGGGGGAGGAGCAGAGGCAGAUGGAGAAGCAGACUCCCCUCUGAGCAGAGAGCCU
Molecule: messenger RNA, 3548 nt
Organism: Zalophus californianus (California sea lion)
Lineage: Eukaryota; Metazoa; Chordata; Mammalia; Carnivora; Otariidae
Gene: UVSSA
Product: UV stimulated scaffold protein A
Biological process (GO): response to UV; transcription-coupled nucleotide-excision repair
Cellular component (GO): chromosome
Molecular function (GO): RNA polymerase II complex binding
Source: RefSeq, a predicted model, not a curated record